AUGCUCAAAGAAGCUCGUGACAGGAAAGAAGUAGACUACUCAUGGGCGGCUCCUCUUCUUGAGCGGACCAUUGACGCUGAUCGCAAAGUCCGGGUCAUCUGCGUUGGCGCGGGGUUCAGUGGCAUCGGGGCGUCAAUUCACAUGCGAGAGCAUAUACGAGACGUUGACUUCCAGAUUUACGAAUACUCUUUCUGCCAGAACACCCAGUGGUCGGAGUUCUAUGCGCCUGGCCCAGAGAUUCACAGAUACUUGAAGAGAGUUGUCGAUCACUACAAGUUGCAAAGCCUUAUCAAGCUGCGUCACAGAGUAGUUGGUGCCCAGUGGUCCCAGGAACACGCAAAGUGGUCUGUCAGAGUGUUAGAUCUAGACAAGAAUGAGGAGAAAGUAGAUGAGGCAGAUUACUUUUUGUAUGCCACUGGUCUUUUGUCAAAACCCAAAUGGCCGACGAUUGCGGCAGACCGAGAAAGAUAUAGGGGCAUCUUGCAUCAUUCUGCAAAUUGGGAUGCUGCCAAGGAGGAAGCUCAAGAAGGAUUCUCAUGGAAAGACAAGAGAGUUGCUGUCAUCGGCGUAGGGUCUAGUGCAAUUCAGAUUAUGCCACAAAUGCAGAGGAAAGCGAAACAUGUCACAAACUUCGUAAGGAGUCGCAGUAAGUACACCAAUGCAUUCUCUCCUGAAGAAAAGAAAAGCUUUACAAAUGAAGAGUUAUACUCUCAGUUCCGUCGGGAGUUAGAGCGAGGCCUCAACGCCGUACACAAGAUUACCGAACAGGGCCAGCCAUUGCAGCUGGAACUUGCAUCCAAACCUGAGAUUGCUAAGAGGCUCAUACCCGACUUCCCAGUUGCCUGCAAACGCCUCACGCCAGGGCCGGGUACGCUCAACAAAAUCUCACUUGCACACCCCCUUCAACCAUCUUUGGAAAACUUGGCUAAUAUGAGACGAUUUCUUGCAGGUUACCUCGAGAGUCUGACAGCAGACAAUGUUGAGUUCUGUUCUCAAGAGCUAGCAUCAUUCACUGAGAAAGGGCUCGUGACAGCAGAUGGCCGCGAACUUGAAUUUGACGCAAUUAUUUGCGCUACUGGCUUUGUGAGCUGCAUUCGCUAUUCAUUGACUCAUCUCAGGAUUAACACACGUAAACAGGAUGUCUCUGCUGUACCCAGCUUCCCGAUUCAUGGCGCAAAUAACGUCAAUUUGCAAGACAUGUGGGUCAAAGAUGUCAAACAGUACUUGGCGGUCUGUGUUCCUCAGAUGCCUAACUUGUACUCUGGUGUUGGCUCAGGGUCCUUGCUCAUCCUGAUGGAGCAACAAAUUGCCUACGUCACCAAGUGUAUCCAAAAGUGCAUCCGGGAAGGUUACAAGAGCAUCGUAGUGAAGGACGACGCUGUCGAAUCAUUUCUUCGGUACGCAGACAACUACUUUGACAGAACUGUGUAUUCAGGCAACUGCAAAUCGUGGUACAAGAACGGAGCUUCUGGAAAGGCCAAGAUCCGAACCCUAUGGCCUGGGUCUUGUUUACACGGGUACACCGCGCUGCGUCACCCUCGAUGGGAAGACUUCGAAUAUGAGAGGGCCGAAGACUAUGACCAUCGCAUGGCAUGGCUUGGCAACGGAGAUGUCCGACCGGAUCUUGAUCGUGUGUUCUAUUUGGACGAAAUUUGGGCGAUGCACAAGGUUUGUCCACAACAGGUUUUGACACAUUUACUACCCCAUUCCUCUACUGACUAUGACGAUGGUAGGAUCAUCCAAUGUUCAAUGAUUGAAGAUUUAGGUAGGCAUAUUAUGCGGGGACUCACCCGCAUAUGCCCGCAUCCAGGCAUGUGUCAAAUAAAGUACGUAGUAGAGUUUGCCGGUGGACUUAAGGUUGUUUCAUGA
This is a messenger RNA of Colletotrichum scovillei, 1869 nucleotides long. RefSeq lists its product as uncharacterized. Bases 1 to 1869 code for a protein of 622 amino acids. The transcript is spliced from 8 exons. The record is from RefSeq and is a predicted model, not a curated record. NCBI's taxonomy places the organism in Eukaryota, Fungi, Ascomycota, Sordariomycetes, Glomerellales, Glomerellaceae.